Messenger RNA from Haliotis rufescens (red abalone), 811 nucleotides. RefSeq lists its product as uncharacterized. The record is from RefSeq and is a predicted model, not a curated record. NCBI's taxonomy places the organism in Eukaryota, Metazoa, Mollusca, Gastropoda, Lepetellida, Haliotidae. The transcript is spliced from 4 exons. The coding region runs from base 38 to 796 and encodes 252 amino acids.
CCAACCGUGUAGAAUACGUCUUUAUAACCACAACCGCAUGGGUUGUAUUCGGUCCACAACCAUGACGUUAACGCUGCAUGCUACCAUCAUCGUCCUGGCGGCAGGGAUGGUCAAAGCUGAUAUCUACAAUCCGUACACACAUCCGUCAACCAACCGGAGGUUCUUGCAUGAUCUGAGGUCACUGCUGAGACUCUAUCUGGGAGAGAAGGUUCUGCCACCAGAAACUUUCACUCCACACGGAAGCGACCUGGAAGGAGGAGCUGUGUUCACUCGGUGGGGGAGGACAACAUGUCCGUCAGGAAAUGAUGUCAUGUAUAAAGGUUAUGCUGGAGGAAGCCAUUACCAGGCCCCGGGUGGACCAGGAACAACCCUGUGCCUCCCUGAGGCACCUAUCUACGCCAACCAUUCUCCAGUAGGAUCACAAAGCGAUCUCUAUGGUGCAGAGUAUCAAACUGAUGCAGAGACAGCGCCUCUUCAUAAACUGUUUCAAGAUGAUAUCCCGUGUGUGGUGUGUCACAGUCGUCAUAGGAGGAGUGCUGUCAUGGUCCCUGCCAGGAAUGAGUGCUUCCCUGGGUGGCACCUGGAAUACAAGGGGUACCUCUUUGGGGGUGCCACUGAACACUAUACUGGUCACACUGAUUAUGUCUGUGUUGAUGGCGAUGCAGAAGCUGUCGCCGGGGGUAAGGCAAACACAAACGGCCAUAUCUUGUACCUGGUCGACUCUAAAUGCGGUGCUUUACCUUGCCCACCAUAUGUUGAGGGAUGGGAGCUGACAUGCGCUCUUUGCACAAAAUAAAAUCAUGUCACCUGU